CUAAAAUCACGUGGCUUUCUAAAACUGCAUACUUAUUUUGCACGCUCUAUUUAGCAAAACAACUUCGUAAACAGCCAAUAGCGAACUGUUGUUCAGUGUUGACGGCGGAAGGGUGGGAAAAGACCAGUUGCGGCCGCUCGUGUUCCUGUGUCUGGAGAUUUGGAAGCGAACAUCCGUUUGGAGGUAGAAAGGCAAAGAAAACUCUGCGAGUGAUGGGCUCAGCAUUGUCGCAACACAGUCGCUCACGAAAUGUCCCAUCACCGUUCACGAUCUUUCAAAACAAAGUCUCGAGAGAGCAAAGGAGCUUGCAGGAGAUUUUGACCUUCAGUCAUGCGGAAACGGAGAAAUACAACGAAAGAUAUUGCCACUUACCAGAUGCUCUUUUGUUGAAGAUUUUCUCGCACUUUGCCAUUGACGACUUAUUACGCGUGUCUAGAGUUUGUCAGCAAUGGCGUAGAGUGAGCCUGGAUCCUACUUUGUGGCUGAGCAUUGAUUUAUCUUCCUGUCUGUACACGCGCUUGCGAGACAGUAACAUUAUCUGCUUAGUUUCACGUGUUACUUCAUCUGCAAUCACGCACAUAGACUUGUCGGGUCCUGGCUGUUCUCGUGUUACGAACGUUAGCUUAUUUCACAUAGCUCGUCAAUGCCACAAACUUCGGAAACUUUACAUCUGCAAUCGUAACCGGAUCACGAGCACGGGGAUGGAGAUGAUCGCCCGAUGUUGCCCUUAUAUGGAAGUCCUCGGAAUGUCGAAAUGUCCUCUGAUACUCAACCGAGGACUCGGGUCCGUGUUGCGACGCUCAAAGCUAUUACGAGAGCUCGACAUAAGUGGAUGCCUAUGGGUUACAGACGCCGUUCUUUCAGAAAUCGGAGAGCAAUGCAGUUCUUUAGAAUACCUGAGCAUCGAGGGCUGCAAAAAAGUCACUGACGCGGGCUUAAUUGCCCUGGCAAAUUCAUGCGCCACGUUAAAACACGUCAAUUUGCGGAACACCAAGCGAAUCAGUAACGCUGGAAUGGAACAAUUCUUGACCAAGAUGCCUGACCUAGAGGGACUGGAAAUUGGUUUGGUUCGAAAGGGCCGAAUGACCGCCGCCAUAUUGAACCAGGUGGCCACGCAUUGCAGGAAUUUGACGUUUUUUGAUUAUCAAGAGUGUUUUCCUACUCCUGUCGAAGAUGUUCUUUGUCAGAUCGCUGAGAAGUGUCAGAGCUUACAGUAUUUGGGUGUGAGAUAUCAAUACCAGACUCUUUCAAAUAGCUUAGUUCUCUCUUUGACUAAACUCUGCCCGAGUCUCGUCAAAAUUGACGCAAGUUUGCGCUUUUACGUACAUAUAUGAUCAUUUUCACAGAACCCGCAGAGUGUUCAGUAUCAAAUUAUUUUCCAAUCAACAAAUAAUUCAAAAAUGAUAGUAUGGAAAAUUAGCAGAACCGACAAGUGGCCCAAUAGU
Orbicella faveolata is the source of this 1445-nucleotide messenger RNA. RefSeq lists its product as uncharacterized. Lineage: Eukaryota; Metazoa; Cnidaria; Anthozoa; Scleractinia; Merulinidae. Gene Ontology annotation, cellular component: SCF ubiquitin ligase complex. The record is from RefSeq and is a predicted model, not a curated record. Gene Ontology annotation, biological process: SCF-dependent proteasomal ubiquitin-dependent protein catabolic process. Gene Ontology annotation, molecular function: protein binding.